CGGCCUUUCUGCGGCGUCGCGGCUGGAGCUCAUACCCCAAUUUGCCUCGUGCAAAUAUGAAAGUCUUCCCUUACGGUCGCCAGCUCUCGCUCACGCUGCCUUUGCUGCUCCUCAAGGCGCAGCGGGGCCGCGCGCAAGCGCUGGGCGGCAUCAUCGGUGGCUUGGCCAGCGAAGGCGACUCGCUCUCGUUCGUGUGCCCGACCGGCGAAGUGAUCGGCGAAGUCUUGUUUGCGUCCUACGUGCCCGCUGACAGCACGUACGAACGAUCCUAG
Molecule: messenger RNA, 272 nt
Organism: Saprolegnia parasitica CBS 223.65
Lineage: Eukaryota; Oomycota; Saprolegniomycetes; Saprolegniales; Saprolegniaceae
Exons: 2
Coding region: 57-272 (71 amino acids)
Source: RefSeq, a predicted model, not a curated record